This is a messenger RNA of Ramularia collo-cygni, 843 nucleotides long. RefSeq lists its product as uncharacterized. The record is from RefSeq and is a predicted model, not a curated record. Lineage: Eukaryota; Fungi; Ascomycota; Dothideomycetes; Mycosphaerellales; Mycosphaerellaceae. The transcript is spliced from 4 exons. Bases 1 to 843 code for a protein of 280 amino acids.
AUGGCAACAGUAAUCAAGCGUAUCUUCGGCCCCAAAGAUCCAAAGGCUACGGCGAAGAUCUAUCCGACCAGCGACCCCAAAUGGCCUAUAUGGGGUGAUAUUCUCACACUACCCUUGACACCAAGCCCGCUUGAUCUGAUUACUGUGUCUUGGUCGGAAGACAAGUAUGAAGUUUCCAAAAGGUACUAUCAGAUGCGUGCUUGGUACAACCGACCACCAGCAGGCACCACAGAUGAGGAUUUUAACAAAGCCUAUGAGACGGCACGAGAGUGCAAGAUCUUCGUCGCGGAGGAGUUCAUUGAUCCUCGUUACCGCUUCGGGCCUCCGAUGGCCGAUCAGCACUUGCUUAACGCCACCCGUAGUCAGAUUGGGUUGAAGGGUGAACCUGAGAUCUUAUCCCUGGACGACGUCAUGAAGGCGGAUGCUGCGGCUUCUGACGACAGCCCAGGCCACCAGGGUUGGGCGCGGCUCACCAUCGACGAGCACUUCUACUAUGGCCAGUCGGCUGAUGUCGAGAAACCCGAUCGACGAUGGCUCGUGUAUCAUCCUUGUCGUGAGGCUUUCCAGGGUCGAUUCGUGAAAGACAGCAAACAGCGAAACUUCGAGACUGUGGCGUCGGUCCUGCCAGAGGUCAGCGCUUUUGGUUUCACGCUUGUGAAGAUGGACGCGAUCAAGGCCAAGGCUUUGGGCUUGCUGCUAUUGAAAGCUGGAGGAGAUCCAUUGAGGCAAUUUGUCCCACCGGAAGUCAACAAGGCGGUGCUGGCAAAUAAAGAUUUGGCUGCUAUCAACAAGGUCAACAAGGUGCUUCCUGAGAGAGCUUCCACGCUGUACAUUGAGAAAUAG